Messenger RNA from Bathycoccus prasinos, 444 nucleotides. RefSeq lists its product with no specific name. The coding region runs from base 1 to 444 and encodes 147 amino acids. The record is from RefSeq and is a predicted model, not a curated record. Lineage: Eukaryota; Viridiplantae; Chlorophyta; Mamiellophyceae; Mamiellales; Bathycoccaceae. The transcript has a single exon.
AUGGGCGCGAAGAACUUCGGGAAGAAGAAGGAUUCCGCCAAAGUGAAACGGGCGAAACGAAGGGAAAAGAAACUGAAAGCUUUACGCUUUGCCGGCAUAAAUGUGGAUGUUAAAGAGAAAGACGAGAACGGAGAGACGACGAUGAUGACGACGGAGAACGACGAAACGGAGGCAUCGACGACGCUGUCCAAGAAAGAGAAAAGAGCGAGAGAUAUGCGGAGGAAAAAAGAACUCAAACUGGCGAUGAUAUCGAUGAAAGAGAAGAGGAGGAAAGAGGAGAAAAAAACGAGCGGAACUUUACGGAAAACGCUCUCGAAAAACAUUCAAAAGAUGAAGAAAGAACGAGACGAAUUGGUCUCGAAAAAGAAGAAGGACGCAGACGAGAGUGCGUUUGGUACCAAAAGCGUCGGAGAGAUGAACGACGUGGAGAUGACGACGACGUGA